AUGUCAGACAUCUUUCGGGCCGCCCAAGGAGUCACUGUAUGGCUUGGAGAAGAAGAUGACUUUACAUCGGACGCCUUCACCGUGAUUGAGAGGAUCGCCAAAAUUCCCAGGGCGAAGUGGACAAACAUGCCGUACACAGGCUUCUUUGACCCCGGAGGAUCUUGCUAUCACGGUACUGGUGUCGAGCCCUUGAGUUACCACCACUGGUUGGGAUUCAUCGCGUUUACCAAUCGGCCCUGGUUCAGUCGAUCCUGGGUGGUCCAGGAACUAGCACUGGCGCAGAAGGUAAGCGUCGUCUGCGGCAGUCGAAUGUUGCUCUGGGAAAACCUUGCGAGGACAAUCGAGUUCAUCCGAGCGACGAGGUGGUACCACCACCUUUCGACCGAAAAGAUGCGGCAUCUACGCGAGCUGAAUCGAUGUCCUGGCGUGUACCAAAGAUUUCUGGCAAGCAAUACCAAGUUUGGCUUGGAGCCCGUGUAUCUGAACAGCACGCGGAAUGCCCUCCAGGCAUACGAGAAAGGAGGGAAUAAAGGAGCGCCUUCGUUGAGACUGCUGGUUGAUACACAUCGUCACACCAAUGCAACCGACCCCAGGGAUAAAGUGUAUGCAUUUCUCGGCCUAGCGAGCAGGACAUCUUCAUCAGCAAACCAAAUCGAGCCCAACUAUGAGACAUCGACUCGGCAGGUCUAUAUUGAUGCGGCCUGCUCUUUGCUCCGAACCUAUGGAAACCUGUAUCUCUUGUCUCACGUACAAGAUCGUUCCCUGACAAAGACCAAAGGCCUGCCAUCCUGGGUCCCAGACUACUCUGUACCGCUCUCACCAUACCCUCUCGACUUCCGAGGAUACUGCAACUGGUCGGCGUGUGGGCAUAUGAAGUGGAUGCCGCCGAAAGACGUGACACUGCUGGACCGAGGUCUCCUGCCUGUUCAGGGCUUUCACAUUGACACUAUAGCUGAGACAGGCGUCAUGCCACACGAAGCGACGGACGCAGGAGAGCCAUGGGCUAGCAUUGUGAACAUGGUCUCGAAUCUGCCAAAUCCGUAUCCGCUCCUUCCGCUCAAAGGCGCUCCGAUAUCACGCAUCGAUGUCCUUUGGCGGACGCUGACGACAAACACAUAUGCUCGCCAACACCCGGCCCCUCCUGAAUGUGGCGCCCUGUUCAUCGACUACAUUCUCAAUCUACAAAUCCGACACCGUCUGCGGCCAUGGUCAUCUAGUGACUCGGAAUUCCAACCGCACUCGACUCCACUCUCAGUGCUCACAAACCCAGACUGGCGCAGACUUAUAGAGUCGGAGCCAAGUGACUCGCCGUAUAAUAUCUCCUCUUACCGAAGGCGUCUGACGGCAUUGGUCGAGAAUAUGCUGUCCUCGAAUUCGUACACGCCAAUCGAUCUCGCGCAACUGCACCAUGACAUCGAAAACGGCUCGGGCAAAAUGCGGCGCGUGUUUCGAACAAGUGAUAUGAUGCUCCUCGGUACGGGUCCCAAAGCACUGCGCGUGGGCGACGAGGUCUGGAUCCUCGGUGGUGGAAAGGUGCCAUGCAUUCUUCAGCCGGUCAAAGACAGGGAGGGCGCCGGGACGGGACCAGGGAUGCAACAUCGUCUUGUGGGGGAGGCAUAUGUGCACGGGUUAAUGCACGGUGACCCAAGUCGGUUUGGGCGGGAGUUGCAGUCGACUGUGUUGAUAUGA
This is a messenger RNA of Cladophialophora yegresii CBS 114405, 1689 nucleotides long. RefSeq lists its product as uncharacterized. NCBI's taxonomy places the organism in Eukaryota, Fungi, Ascomycota, Eurotiomycetes, Chaetothyriales, Herpotrichiellaceae. The transcript has a single exon. The coding region runs from base 1 to 1689 and encodes 562 amino acids. The record is from RefSeq and is a predicted model, not a curated record.